Plasmopara halstedii is the source of this 324-nucleotide messenger RNA. RefSeq lists its product as uncharacterized. The record is from RefSeq and is a predicted model, not a curated record. Bases 1 to 324 code for a protein of 107 amino acids. The transcript has 4 exons. Lineage: Eukaryota; Oomycota; Peronosporomycetes; Peronosporales; Peronosporaceae.
AUGGCUACGACAAACCUUAAAAACACAGUCGCACUAUAUUAUCCCGCUAUAGCCACGAAGCAUGUCCUUGGUAACGAACGAAAGCAAUCUAGCGCCAAUCUUUUACGAAUUCAUCCGACAUUCACACAGGGAAUAUUAGACGCAGCGCCAGGUAUUAUAACAUUGUGCUGCUCACUGAGGAUAAAGAAAAAACUCUUUAAAGAGGUUCAGAUGUCAAUGGUCUUGGCAAUGCAUCAGACAGAGCAACAGUAUUUCACGCUAGCGCUAGAGACGACACUCAAUUACACGGAAUAUCAUUGUGAAAACAGAUAUCGCGGGCUUUAA